AGCAAGGCCGACGGAAGUAUUAGAGCAGCAUUAACACAGUUUCUUAUGGUGGGUUUUUAAAGUUUUUAGGAUAAAAAAAAAAAGAAAAUUAUGUAAUUCGAUAAGGAAUGUCUCCUAAUUAGGGUCCAGAAGACACGUGUUGGUAAGAUACUCUCGCUCUCGUCUUUCUUCCUCUCUCCCCACCCCACCGUCUCCGUACGAACUCUCACAACAGGUACUGCUCCAACUACCGUAUUGAAAUCACCGGCGAAUUUUUCUGUGUCACUGUUUCGCUCCGAUCUUCAUAGAUACUCGUCUCCCCGAUUUUUAGGUUUUAUUUUGGGGGAAUCUCUUUCGAGGGCUUUGCUCUAACAUGCUACAGUCGGGAAGAAAGGAGACAGUGUUGGAUUUGGCUAAGUUUGUGGAUAAGGGCGUUCAAGUUAAGCUGACUGGUGGUGGACAAGUCACUGGAACUCUUAAAGUCUACGAUCAGUUGCUGAACCUUGUUCUAGAUGGGGCGGUGGAGUCUGUUCGAGAUCAUGAUGAUCCAUUGAAGACUAGUGAUCAGACGAGAGUUCUUGGUCUAAUUGUUUGUCGUGGAACUGCGGUGAUGCUCGUCUCACCAACUGAUGGAACUGAAGAAAUUGCUAACCCGUUCGUUCAACCAGAAGCUGUCUAAGAGCAACAUUAUUGCUAGGACAAAUUUUAGAGUUCUUAAGUUUUUUUAUUAUUAUUUUGAAGUUAAGAGACAAUGUUAAGAGACAUUAGUAAAAGUGCAGAUUAUUGUUGGGAUUUUAUGUUGUCUCUUAGUAAUAUCAAAAAUUGCAGCAAGAUAGAAUCUAUAUCAGAUCAAUAGACUGAUACACAUGAUUCACUUUCACAUAUUGAUAAAACA
Messenger RNA from Brassica oleracea var. oleracea, 874 nucleotides. Its product is annotated as sm-like protein LSM7. Gene Ontology annotation, biological process: mRNA splicing, via spliceosome; nuclear-transcribed mRNA catabolic process. The record is from RefSeq and is a predicted model, not a curated record. Lineage: Eukaryota; Viridiplantae; Streptophyta; Magnoliopsida; Brassicales; Brassicaceae. Gene Ontology annotation, molecular function: RNA binding. Bases 353 to 658 code for a protein of 101 amino acids. Gene Ontology annotation, cellular component: U6 snRNP; spliceosomal tri-snRNP complex; Lsm1-7-Pat1 complex. The transcript is spliced from 6 exons.